AUGACUCCUCUCACACUUGGACUGUAUCUGCCACUCUGGUUCUGUUAUGGCUGGGCUCAGUCCUCCCUUCUGGACAGCUUUAUUUCAUUCCCAGCGGCCCUCCGGUCCCAGCAGCAGCAGCAGCAGAAGCCGUUCAGCCCAUGCUGUUUACUGAGUCCGCCUCCACCCCCCCUGUUCCCUCCACCCCCUUCACUAUGGCGCCGCCACGCUCAUAAUGAAGACGAUUCAGAUGAUGGUCGUGAUCCAGAGCCGGGCAACGAGGACAAAGGUUCAGCCUGCGUCCAGGGCCCCCGGGGGCCCCCUGGCCCCUCUGGCCCUCAGGGUCCACCUGGAAUACCUGGCAUAGGAGGGACCAAGGGAGAAAAGGGAGAAAUCGGAAGACCUGGGCAAAAGGGGCGGACCGGUCCUCCUGGACUCCCUGGGAAGCUGGGGCCGGCUGGCUGGCCCGGACCAAGCGGGCCCAAAGGGGAGAAAGGUGAUCCGGGGCUGAUGGGUCUACCUGGAGCCAGAGGACCAAUCGGGCCUCGGGGUUUACCUGGGUACAAAGGGGAAAAGGGUUCUCGUGGUGAUCGUGGUGAGAGUGGAGGGAAAGGUGAUAAGGGUGGAAUGGGUUUCCCAGGAAUGCUCGGACAGAAAGGUGAGAUGGGUCCUAAAGGAGAACCGGGGACCUCCGGGAACAGAGGACCGACGGGCCGGCCGGGCAAGAGAGGCAAGCAGGGAGUUAAAGGAGACCUGGGCAGUGUGGGUCCGAUGGGACCUGCAGGCCCUCAGGGAACUCCAGGUCACCCUGGUCCUCCUGGUUCACCUGCCACAGGACUCUACAUGGUUGGGACUAAGGGGGCCCGGGGCCCUCCGGGGCCUCCUGGGAAGUGCAGCUGUGGCUCUCUGAGUAAUUCUCCAUUUGAUGAUUAUCCUUCCAGAGGAAGCUAUCCCAAAGUACCGGCGAUAUUCGUGGUGAGCAACGAGGAGGAGCUGGAGCGCCUCCACACAGAUAACGCUCUGGCCUUCAGGAAGGACCAGAGGUCUCUUUACUUCAAAGACAUCGACGGCUGGCUGCCCAUCCAGACGUUUCCGUUCCAGCUGACGCCCUUCCAGUCCAUGGAGAACGCUCCUGAUGAUGAAGGUUACUGUGGCGACGGGAUCGUUCAGGUUUCCACCGGAGAGGAGUGUGACGACAGGAACCGGGUCGUCACCGACGGCUGCGUCAAAUGUAAACACGCCUACUGUGGGGACGGGUACCGCUACGAGGGCGCCGAGGAAUGUGACGGGAAGGACUUUGGAUACCAGACGUGUAACUCAUACCUCCCAGGGUCUUAUGGUCACCUGAAGUGCACGCCGUUCUGCGUCAUCGACUCCACUAACUGCAAGUACUUCACCUGAGAGGAAGCUAACGCUGCAGCGGGAUCCUCGUGUGUUAUUUGGAAUAUUUUCAUGCAAAAAAAGAACAAUAAUGCUCCAAGCAAGAGACUCUGAAGGUAGAGGCAGCCAAUGAUUCUAUAAUGAAAGAAAAACAAAACAUAUAUAUACAGUAAAUAUAUAUAUAUAAAUAUAUAUAACUCCUCUGUAUUGCUGCUGAGAUGCCACGUAGCUCCUGGAGGUCUAGUCCGUCAGUGGAGGAGAAAACCUUCAAACAUAGGAAACACAGGACAACUGCUCAGUCUUAACCAGCAGGACUAAGACUGGCCUCCACCAUGAAUCAGCUCUGGAUGCAACAGUUGUCUGACAGCCAUGCAGAGACUUAAUUAAGCGCCAGUGGAAAUGUUGCAGAGGAGCAGUAGCCGGUUAGAGGCUAUUAAUGCUGAGAGAGAGAGAGAGGCAGUAGACAUCACAGCCUCAGAUAUUCUCCAUUAGCAUGAGAAUACUGAGACAAUGACAGCAGCUGUCUCUAUAAGCAUGUAAACCAUCACUUUACUUCUAAUAAACGGCUCGAUAUCACAUCAAGAAUAUCAGCUGUCAAAGGUCAAACAGGUAUACAGUCAGAUCAAUAAGGUUAGCUGAGGAGAUGUUCCAGUGAGACUCUUUCACCACAUUUAGAGGCUGACACGGCUUCGUUAGCUUGGUUAGCUUGGUUAGCUCGUGGUGGCUCUGUGCUGGCAGAGACUUUCAGAUCCUAAAAACCUCUCAGGAACCAACAGGUAAUGUAGCUCCACACAGCACCUUCCCAGGCACCCCACCACUCUCUUUGUAAUGAAAUGGCAGUGACUGUUCGCUGAAGCACACAGAUAACUCUGGUUUCUUCCCCGUGCUUCAGUGAGAAAUGAAAUAUUCUGUAUAUGAAGGCUUGAAACUGUUAUGUUCUUAAUGUUCUCACUGCACAGGAAAAGGCUGGGACAGUCUGUAGCUGCUAAAGGAUUACUGUAUUUACUCGUAUACCUCUUUAACGUCUUUCUGUCUUAUACAGCAACAGAGAAACUCAACAGUAACGGUGUAGAUGUAGUCUGCUGUGUGUUGGCCAACAAUGGUGGAAAUGAUUUUGCCGAUAUAAGCUGACAUUUUCCAUAAGCUGCUAUAUGAGUCGCAGUGCCAAGGGAGACCUGUUCUCAGCCAGACGUAGAUCUAGUCAGCAUAAAGUCAUUCUACUGUAAAAAGCACUGAAAGAUAAAGACUGUUACUAUAUUGUCUCCGCAUGCUUCUGAUACCGUGUUUAUGAGUGUGAAACGCUUCCGCUUUGUUUUUAAACAUCCAUCAGCGUAGCAGCGUCUUAAGAAAUGUAAUAUUAUCCAGAUGAUUAUUAUCCAGAUGAACUGUGCCAUGCACAGACCUUUAGCUGAAUGUUGUCUGUGCUGAAUCCUGUACUGUGAUGCACAAUGAUGCUGAAACAUAACAUGCAUGUGGUAAUGUACUGUGAGGCUUUAUGAAAUAUAAUAUACACUGUGACUGGGUUAGUGAAAUGUCAUUUUGUUUCAUUACUCUGAUAUGAUUUCUACUGUAGUUGUUGGUCAUUUUAAAAUAAGAAAUAAAACAGAAUUUA
Molecule: messenger RNA, 2971 nt
Organism: Centropristis striata (black sea bass)
Lineage: Eukaryota; Metazoa; Chordata; Actinopteri; Perciformes; Serranidae
Gene: colq
Product: collagen-like tail subunit (single strand of homotrimer) of asymmetric acetylcholinesterase
Exons: 17
Coding region: 1-1380 (459 amino acids)
Source: RefSeq, a predicted model, not a curated record